UAGGUGAGAGUGGUUACAUUUGUACAAGUGCUUCUCAGCUGACAUGCAUUUGAAAGGUGCCGAGAUCAAUGAAGCAAUCCCUCGUUUUUCCCUUGAAACAUCGGUUCUCAAUUUAAUGAUUGAAGCAAUGGAAUAUAAUGCAAACAAAGUAGCUCAGAUUGAAGAUUCUACAGGCAAGACAUUCACUUUUGCUGAUAUCCUUGCGCAAAGCAAGGCAAUCUCCACAGGACUCAGACAAACUGGCAUCUCCCCAGGAGACUAUGUUGUGCUUUGUUGCAGAAAAAGUUGUCUUGCCUUUGCCGUUGAACUGGGUGUCAUGUUUACUGGGGCCAUUCCAGUCUUGGUUGAUGUGAAAUCUGCCAGUGAGAUUCACAAGUACACCUCAAAACAAAACAUUAAAGCAAUUUUCUGUGACAAGACAGAGAUACAACUAGUAAAUCAAUCAAUAACAGAAAUUAAUCCAAAACCAAUUUUGGUUGCUGCAAUGGAUGUCAAUGGCACCACUAUGAAAAAAUUACUUUUGUCCAGUGAUACAUUUUCAGUUUAUGAAGUAACGGAUAUCAAAAAGAAGGUAGUUUUGGUGUUGUUUACCAGUGGAACCACAUCAAGUCCUAAGGGGGUUCAGAUAACAGAUUUGGGUCUCCAGCGACUUGCAUACGCCUUGGGUGAUGAAUUUGUUGAGUCUUAUUUACUGACAAGUCCAUUCUCAUGGGUCAGCUGCACAAUUUCCUUGGUGUCCAGCCUGCUCAAAGGAUACUCUCUUGUCCUCAGUGAAGCAAAGGAUCCUGCCUCUCAGUUCAAAACCAUUGAAAAGUAUAAAGUCAAUGGAUGGACUGUAUCUUCCAGCAGUAUGAAUCUUUAUGUCAAGGAACCCACACUAUCUUCAGUGGACCUCUCAUCACUAACAGCGAUAAAUGUUGGAGGAGCUGUUGUAAGAAAGAAGACAAUUGAAAAUUUUAAUUCACAAGUUUUGAAGGGUAGGAUCGGGGUGCAAGUGUUGUACGGGAUGACAGAAAUUGGAAUCAUUACAACAUGGAACAAACACAAUCUACUAGAUCUGUCCAAAGCCGACUCUUCAGGCUACUUAGCCCCUGGGGUGGAAGUGAAGAUUACAGAUGAAGAAGGCCAUCUAGUAGAACCAGGAAGCGUAGGAGAAGUAAGGACUCUGUCUCUUUCUACAAUGCUGGGCUACUGGGGACGACCUGAACUUAAUCCUCUGUUGUUUGACUCUGACGGAUUCUUUAAGACUGGAGAUGCUGGAUAUUUCGACAACGAAGGUUUCCUUUAUAUUUCUGGAAGAGUGAGCGAUAUUAUAACCCAUGGAGAUUCCAAGGUUUCAAUAUCUGAGAUGGAAGACCUGCUAAAGUCCCACUCAAAAGUGAUAGAUGCUGGAGUUGUAGCUAAACCCAAGUCUGACUCUUACAAACUGAUUGUCUUCAUUGUUGUCAAGUCAGGCUGUCAAGUCUCAGGAACGGAAAUAUCAGAGUAUCUCUCAGAACAAACCGGAGGUGCAGUUAGUCUAGAGGUUCAUGAGAUUGAGACAAUUCCUCGAACUCCGUCCAACAAAAUUCACAGGGGCUUGCUGCUCUGCAUGGCUGAUAAGCUCUGCACAUGAUGUCAUCAAUCAAGGAGUUAUAAAUAUUUGUCUUAAGUUUAUAUAAAAAAAUAAUAUAAAACAUCAAAAUAAUAGGCUAAGAAAAAGAACCAUCCCUAGAUUGGACAAUGAACAAACACAAGUUUUCACUUUUUAUUUUAUGAAUUUGCUAUGGACAAGAAAGCAAAACUGAACUUUUUUUUAAUUUAAUUUUAUUUUAAAUUCAUAUUGGUAACUAAAUAAAUAAAUAUUUCAAAAUAACUUUAGCCCCCCAUUUUUGUUGGAAUGAAUUUCCUUUUAUGUGCAUUCAAUAAGGCUGCAUUUACGUUAUCAAGCACAACUAGUUACCUGCACAACUUCAUAUUACGCUCUUUCCAAUGACACCAAAAACAUGUCAAUCGGUUCAGUAGUUUCAGAAGAGUAAUUGUCACAAAAAACCUGCUUGUGUAUUAAAUAAGUAUAGAUAUUUAAGUUUGAAGUACAUGAACCUGCCUCAUAAUUUACAACAAAUUUUUUUCAAAAUUGAUUUAAGACUAUUUGUAAUUAAUUUACCUAACUGGUGUGGUGAAGAAUUAAAAGGAGGUCGCCUAACAUAUAUAACAGGGAUUAAUUUUUUAUUUUGAAGACAAUAAAACUGUAUGGAUGACGUUUGAUAUUUUUAGAAUAAUUAGCAGCUUCAAAAUUAUUUUAAUAAAUAAUAUGAGUAGUUCGCCAGUUUGUAGAAGAGUUGGAGGAAAAUUAUCGACUGAUAGUGGCU
Molecule: messenger RNA, 2351 nt
Organism: Macrosteles quadrilineatus (aster leafhopper)
Lineage: Eukaryota; Metazoa; Arthropoda; Insecta; Hemiptera; Cicadellidae
Exons: 9
Coding region: 44-1615 (523 amino acids)
Biological process (GO): long-chain fatty acid metabolic process; fatty-acyl-CoA biosynthetic process
Molecular function (GO): long-chain fatty acid-CoA ligase activity
Source: RefSeq, a predicted model, not a curated record